AUGUUAGAUGGAGUGGACGGCCCGGCGGGCAUAGCUGGCCUCACUGACACCGUGGUGGUCGGGGAGCUGGGCCAGCCGCUCAGCGUCAGGUGCAUGGCUUACGGAUACCCGACGCCCUCGAUAUACUGGUACCACGGAAGAAACGGACCCAUGGUGCCCUUCAGCAGCCCGCAGUAUGAAGCCAGAGAUAACAUCCUACAAAUAAGGAAACUGUCCAUUGAUACACUCGGAGAAUACAUCUGCCAAGCUUACAACGGAAUCGGGAAACCUGUGGACUGGGCUUUAAUAGUACAGGCGUAUAGAUCCGAUGAUACCGAGAACUCGCCGUACUUGGUGUCACGACAACAUGAAGUAUUGAUAACGCCUAGGGAACCUCAGACCGAAGCCACAACAACGAUCGCUCCGGAAAUUGAGAUUCCUGUCUACACCGUUCCCGUUACAACUCGUAUUGUGUCUGAACGCACGCGGCUGGCGGCCGGAUCGGAGCUGAAUCUGUUGUGUGAAGUCGAUGGUUACCCUGUGCCUGAGGUCUACUGGACCAAGGAUACAGUCAGAAUAACUUCCGAUGAGAGAAUCAGAGCCACAGAGGCGCGAUUGACGGUGAUGAGAACGAACACUAACGACUCCGGCGUGUACAGCUGCCACGCAUUCAACGCCUAUAACUCUCAUUACUCCAGUGUGGAGAUCAGCGUUGAAGGUCUGUACAUUCCACCCACGUGCAAGGAUAAUCCGUACUUCGCCAACUGUCACCUCAUAGUACGCAGCAAGUUCUGUCACCACAAAUAUUACUCCGGAUUCUGCUGCAAGUCUUGCGUGGAGGCUGGUCAGUUGGACCCUCGAGAGAUGGAGCUGCAAGCGGACAGCCCUCUGUACCGAAAGUAG
Messenger RNA from Danaus chrysippus (African queen), 882 nucleotides. The record is from the annotation of a GenBank genome assembly. Lineage: Eukaryota; Metazoa; Arthropoda; Insecta; Lepidoptera; Nymphalidae.